GAAUCAAUCACAGUAUCAAUCACAAUUCAAUACACUGCAUCGAGGCUUAUGUGGUAAUGUCUUGUUGGCAUCAAUCAUCAGGAAGAGGUUAUUAUACUGAUAAGAGUUUAUUUCAUCAAAUAUUCGCGAGAGAUAGCAAAAAAAAUUGCAUUUGGCGCUGUGUUGUGGGUAUAAAAGAGUCAAUCAACGAGAAGAAUUAUUAUAGACUUGUUGAAAUGCUUCUGAGAUACACUGGACUCUUUGCCUUCGCUUGCUUGGGAUUGUUUUCCCCCAUAGGGGCAGCUAAUAUAGCAGCGGACACAGAUGGAAUUUCCCGAUCGAACUUAACUCUUGGUCCAUUCGUUAAGAUUGGUAAUGGAUUGUACUACAUAGAGGUGAUGCUACAAAAGAACUGGUUUGACGCCUACGAAUCUUGUCGCCGCAUGGGAGCUGCAUUGAUCUCCUUCGAGACCAUCCUGGAGUGGCAUUUGGUCAAUAUGUAUCUCUUUAAAAUGAAUAUCUAUGAUAGGUAUUGGACUUCAGGCAAUAAUUUAUCCAAUGGAGGCAGACAUACUUGGCAUUCAACGGGAGCACCCGUGACACUGGACAUCUGGGCUCCGGGGGAACCCAAUAACGAUGGGGGAAACGAGCACUGUGACGAAUUGGGAUACUUAGGGACCAGCACGAAUUACAAUGUAUUUAAUGAUAAAGAUUGCUCAGUGCAGAGGCGCUAUAUUUGUGAGGCACUCUAGCCUAUAGACAACAAAAAUU
Drosophila persimilis is the source of this 750-nucleotide messenger RNA. Its product is annotated as C-type lectin 37Da-like. The transcript has 2 exons. The record is from RefSeq and is a predicted model, not a curated record. Gene Ontology annotation, biological process: biological process involved in interspecies interaction between organisms. Bases 57 to 731 code for a protein of 224 amino acids. Gene Ontology annotation, molecular function: carbohydrate binding. Gene Ontology annotation, cellular component: external side of plasma membrane. NCBI's taxonomy places the organism in Eukaryota, Metazoa, Arthropoda, Insecta, Diptera, Drosophilidae.